Molecule: messenger RNA, 4934 nt
Organism: Mirounga angustirostris (Northern elephant seal)
Lineage: Eukaryota; Metazoa; Chordata; Mammalia; Carnivora; Phocidae
Gene: ASAH2
Product: N-acylsphingosine amidohydrolase 2
Exons: 21
Coding region: 195-2504 (769 amino acids)
Biological process (GO): ceramide catabolic process; sphingosine biosynthetic process; long-chain fatty acid biosynthetic process
Cellular component (GO): extracellular region
Molecular function (GO): N-acylsphingosine amidohydrolase activity
Source: RefSeq, a predicted model, not a curated record
CAGGCUCAGCUGGGGCAUGUUCUGCCCGGGGUGUGAGUCAGCACACAAGUAGUUAAGUCGGCAGCCGGGCUCCCCGGGCUAGCGCAGUGGCCUCCGGGACUUAGCAUGCAGCACCGCUCAGCAGAGCUGGGUCCUGGCGCUCCCCAGGAGGACUGACAUGCUGCCUGGAACAAACAACAGCAGGUCUAGGAGAGAUGGCCAAACGCACCUUCUCCACGUUAGAGACAUUCCUGAUCUUCAUCCUAGUAUUGAUGACCGCUGUCACGGUAGCCCUUCUCAGCCUCCUGUUUAUCACCAGUGGGACCAUUGAAAAUCACAAAGGCAAGUUUUUUCCGUCCACCCAGAGCUCCCCGGCCACCCAGAGCUCCACAGCCAGUCAAGGCUCGACAAUCACCAGUGGCUCUACAACCACCCAGGCACCUCCUGUGAUUAGCACCCCAGAGCCUCCUCUCUUUCAGAACUUUAGUGGCUACCAUAUUGGUGUUGGGCGAGCUGACUGCACAGGACAAGUAGCAGAUAUCAACUUGAUGGGCUACAGUAAGACUGGCCAGAAUGCACGGGGCAUUCUGACGAGGCUGUACAGCCGUGCUUUCAUCAUGGCGGAGCCCGAUGGGUCAAAUCGAGUGGUGUUUGUCAGCAUUGACAUAGGCAUGGUAUCCCAACGACUCAGGCUUGAGGUCUUGAACAGACUGCAGAGUAAAUAUGGUUCCCUGUACAGAAGAGACAACGUCAUCCUGAGCGGCACUCACACUCACUCGGGACCAGCGGGAUUUUUCCAGUAUACCAUGUUUGUCAUCGCCAGUGAAGGGUUUAGCAAUCGAACUUUUGAAUACAUGGUCACUGGCAUCAUGAAGAGCAUCGAGAUGGCGCACAAAAACAUGAAACCAGGCAAAAUCUUUAUCAACAAAGGAAUUGUGGAAGGUGCCCAGAUCAACCGAAGCCCCACUUCUUAUCUUCAGAAUCCUGAGUCAGAGAGGGCCAGGUAUUCUUCAAAUACCGACAAAGAAAUGGUCGUCCUAAAAAUGGAAGAUUUGAAUGGAGCUGAACUGGGCCUUCUCAGCUGGUUUGCCAUCCACCCAGUCAGCAUGAACAACAGCAAUCAUCUCGUCAAUAGCGACAACAUGGGCUAUGCCUCUUACCUUUUUGAGCAAGAGAAGAACAAAGGCUAUCUACCUGGACAGGGACCAUAUGUAGCAGCCUUUGCUUCAUCAAACCUGGGAGAUGUGUCCCCCAAUAUUCUUGGCCCACACUGUGUCAACACAGGAGAGUCUUGUGAUAAUGCCAAUAGCUCUUGUCCUAUCGGUGGGUCUAGCAUGUGCAUUGCUAUGGGACCAGGAGAGGAUAUGCUCAACAGCACGCAGAUUAUAGGACGGAUCAUAUAUCAGAGAGCGAAGGAACUGUAUGCCUCUGCCUCCCAGGAGGUCACUGGACCACUGGCUGCAGCUCAUCAGUGGGUGAAUAUGACAGAUGUCACUGUCCAGCUCAACUCCACACACACGGCAAAAACGUGUAAACCAGCACUGGGCUACAGUUUUGCGGCUGGGACAAUCGACGGAUUUGGGAACUUCAAUUUUACUCAGGGGACAACAGUAGGGGAUCCAUUUUGGGACAGUCUUCGGGAUCAAAUCCUGGGCAAGCCAUCUGCAGAAAUCAAAGAGUGUCAUAAACCAAAGCCAAUCCUUCUUCAUACUGGAGAGUUGACAAAACCUCAUCCCUGGCACCCAGAUAUUGUUGAUGUUCAGAUUAUCACGAUUGGGUCCUUGGCCAUAACUGCCAUCCCUGGGGAGUUGACGACCAUGUCUGGACGAAGACUUCGAGACGCAGUUCAAACAGAAUUUGCAACCAAUGGGAUGCAGAAUAUGACCAUUGUUAUUUCGGGUCUGUGCAAUGUGUAUACACAUUACAUUACCACCUUUGAAGAAUACCAGGCUCAGCGGUACGAGGCGGCAUCUACAAUUUAUGGACCACACACUCUGUCUGCUUACAUCCAGCUCUUCAGAGGUCUUGCGAAGGCCAUUGCUACGGAUACAGUAGCCAACCUGAGCAGAGGUCCAGAGCCUCCAUUUUUCAAACAACUGAUGGCCCCAUUAAUUCCUAAUGUUGUGGAUAGAGCACCAACAGGCAAAACUUUUGGGGAUGUUCUGCAGCCCGCAAAACCUACAUACAGAGUGGGAGAAGUUGUUGAAGUUACAUUCGUAGGCGCUAACCCAAAGAAUUCAGCAGAAAACCAGACCCAUCAGACCUUCCUCACUGUCGAGAAAUACGAAGCUGCAUCAGCAACAUGGCAAAUAGUGCAUAAUGAUGCCUCCUGGGAGACUCGUUUCUAUUGGCACAAGGGACUGCUGGGUCACAGCAAUGCCACCAUCCAAUGGUAUAUUCCAGACACUGCCCAGCCUGGAAGCUACAGAAUAAGAUACUUUGGACACAAUCAGAAGCGGGACUUUCUCAAGCCGGUCGUCAUCCUUCCAUUUGAAAGCACUUCCUCUACCUUUGUAGUAGAAUGAAGAGUUGAAGUUCAUUGAAACUUCAUGAAGAGUUGAUAGUUCAUUGAAAGAGCGGCCACACUCUAUAAUUUAUAAAAAUGAUUUCACAUGAAUGUAAACUGUGAUGAUGACUUCAAUAAUUGUCCCUGUUGGGGGACAGAUAGUUUACUGUGAGUGGGACAGAGGGGUGUGUGUGUAUGUGGGUCCCAUUCGCCUUGCUCUAGGAGCUUCGCACCCCUGAUGGUCUAGACCCUAAUGCAUGACUUCCCUCAGGGCCUUGCGGCUAUUUGAAGGAACACAUCCCCUCAAUAUGAAGCCUCUGAAAAGUGAGUGAGUGAGAGUGCUUGGAGAUAUGUGAACAAUGGUACACCUAUUUAUGUAUAGAAUUAUUGAAUGUUAGUUCUGGGAAAGUUUAAAGAGAUCGCGGACUUUGAUUCUUUCUUUUGCAGAUGGGAACAAUGAAGUUUUGUGGAUUUGAGAUUAACAAAGGCUCCAGGACCUCCCCUCACCCCCUGCCCCCAUCACACUUAAAUAUAUAUUAUAUAAACACUGACCAUAAAUGUAUACGCCCAAUUAGAGAAAAUUAGUGUGGAGAUUAGCAUGCUGACUAUUCUAUCUUGAGCAUAGCCUCUCAAAGCCAUUACCCUGGAGUCGAUGUACCUGAUCCAGAGCUGUUAAUGCUGGUAAAUUAUUUCUGGCAUUGCCUUCUGAGGCCAAUCACAAGAAAGUCAGACCUGUAAUAUUUUGAUCAUGCCUUGUGUUCCCUAACUGCCCUUAUCCCCCCGAAUUGUGUCUCCUAUUCCCAAGACUGGUUCUAAGUGAUUUUGACUGUUUUUACUAAUCACAUUCACCCCCAAAACACAAGCUUUGCCAUUAGUCUAGAUAUUUAAAACAAAAGUGUUACUGGAUUGGAAGGGGGUCCUCGAAAGGCAAGCUCUAAAUUCAUUUAUCUGUUCUUUUAUCACUCACUCAUGGACUCGUUCAAUCACAGAAUAUUUAUUAAGACCUACAUACCCAGUAUUGUACUGGUGCCUGGCCUUGACAAUUAUUGUGAUCAUAUUUGGGAUGAAUGUGUAAGUGUCAAAAGGGGACUAUUUUGAAGGAGAAAAUUCAGUAUAUAAAUUCAGUAUAUAAAUUCUGGAAGACAUUUAAAAAGCAGUAAUCUCCGAGUCCUAUCUUAAAUAUAAUCGGGGUUGGGUGCUUUAAUUUUGGGGGAAAGAGGCUCCAGACCAUUUGGAAAAAGUUGUUUUUGUAGUUAUUUUUUGGGCAUUAUGAAAUACCCAGCCCGGUGUCUGGAAGAAUGAGAUAUGACAGUUUGACUUUGAUUGCUCAGAAGAUACCAAUUCCAUUUAAAAUUAUCCAAGUUAAUGAGGCGCUAGCUCCCAGGCUACCAAGUAAAUUUCCAAAAGCCAAGUCAUGCUUUUUUAUGUACAUAAAAGCUUUCACAUUUUAGGGGAAAAAAAUCACCCUUUAUUUCAUAAACAAACUUUAAGCCUUGAAAAUAGUAAUGAUACUAAGAACAAUAAUCCUAGCGCUCACUUAUGUAUGACUAAACACGCUAUAUCGCAUUGGAAUCAACCUGGGACACUCUUUGAAGGACCAGGGUUCUGGUUCUCUGGGAGUUCACUGCUGGAGAAUUAGCUCAUCGGGAUUCCAAAGAGUAGUGAUCAUUUUCCCUAAAGACGCACAAUGUUUAGUGUUAACAGUUCAGAGGCUUCCAGGAGCAGGGAAUUCUGAAAGUAGUUGACCUUAGGCAGAUAAAUGACAUUAGAAUGGAUGAUCAGAUUUUAAAAAGUAUUUCUCAUGAUUCAGAGGAGCUUUUGAAUUAUUUUUCACUACCUCCAUGCCUCCCACUGAGGCUCUCCAGUGGGUAUGUGAUUUCCUGUCGGUUACUUGCAACUCUGCCAAGCCAGACACUGCAUUGCCUUGGUGCUGAGCCUUCUGCACCUGCCCUCAGUCCACCAGUACUCCUGGCCCCAAAUGACCCACAGAAACCUGUUUGCUCACUCGCUGCCAUCUCUUCCAACCCACGCAGUUCCAUUUCUGUGGUUUGUAUGGGAAAAUAAGACCAGAUCCAUAGCUAUUCACUCCUGCAUUAGCAACACCACAAAGAGGCAGAACUGACCUGUGAAUAUACAAACCUACAUCCCAGCUGUGUUUGUAGUCUGCUGCUGGGAGUGGUUCAUUGGAGCCAAACUGUGUGGCGAAAGCUCCCGAAAUUGCUGGAGAACACGGGGAAAAAGGAGUGUGGUUGGUGGGAGAAGGCGUCUGCAGGAGAUCUUGUGUCUCGUGUCAAAGUGUCUGUGUUCUGUUUGUUGUCAUCUGUCCACUCUGGUUUGAAGGAUGUUGUGACUUUCUCAGAAAGUACCGAAUGAUCCCUCUAUAUUUUUCAAUGAGUAUUAUAUAAAAUUGUGAAUAUGCAAUAUCAUAUUUAAUAAUAAAUUAAUAGGU